AUGACUUUAGAAAAACAGGACAACUACCGAUCAUCUCUGACCUUGGGUCAAGAUUCAGAGCGCACACCCGUGGAUAUGCCAUCAACACCUCAGAGCCAUGACCUGCCAAAAGAGGCGCCAAAGGGGCCUCCCAUGAUGGGCCCUCCUCCACCUAAUGGGGGACUUGUUGCUUGGCUACACGUCGCCGGUGGCUUCAUGCUUUUCUUUAACACAUGGGGCAUCUUGAACGCAUUUGGUGUUUUCCAAACCUACUACGAAUCAGGCGCACUCUUCACUCGCUCAUCAUCUGAUAUUUCCUGGAUUGGCGCCAUUCAAGCCACGAUGCUCCUGAUGGUCGGAUUCAUCACUGGACCAAUUUACGAUCGCGGAAACCUGCGUUUACUUCUGAUCAUCGGCAGCUUUGGCAUCGUUUUUGGGCACAUGAUGCUGAGUCUCUGCAAAACAUACGGCGAAGUACUAUUAGCCCAAGGCUUCUGCGUCGGUAUUGGUGCUGGUUGCCUCUUCGUGCCAUGUGUCUCCGUUCUACCGACAUAUUUCAGCUCGCGGUUGGGUAUGGCGCUUGGACUUGCCGUCUCGGGCUCCUCCCUUGGGGGAAUCAUCUACCCGAUCGUGCUGAACCAACUCCUCGAGCCACUUGGUUUCGGCUGGGCUGUUCGAGUCAUUGGAUUCAUCGCCUUGGGCACGCUUCUGGUUCCGAUCGCGGUUAUGCGCCAGCGCGUCAAGCCACCGCGCGCCCGUAGCCUGGUUGACUGGUCCGCGUUCACGGAUUUACCGUACAUGACCUUCGUUCUCACAUCGCUGAUCGCAUUCAUGGGCCUUUUCGUGCUGCUCUUCUAUAUCUCUUACUUUGGUGGGGCGACCGGUAUCACCAACACAAACAUGAGCUUCUACAUCCUGCCUAUUCUCAACGCAGGUUCAUUUUUCGGUCGGACUUUGCCCAAUGCGUUGGCAGACAAGACGGGCCCCUUCAAUCUCAUCGCCCCGUGCUGCAUCCUGGUUGGUGUGCUUAUUCUGUGCAUGCUGGCUGUGACGACCCAAGCCGGACUCAUCGUCAUCGCUGUCUUGUCGGGUAUUUUCAGCGGUGCACUGAUUGGUCUGCCUCCUCUUUGCUUCGUUGCGCUUACGAAAGAUAAGUCCAAGAUUGGAACUCGCAUUGGUAUGGGAUUUGGCAUGAUCGGCCUUGGUGUUCUGGCCGGUGGACCUGCUGGAGGUGCGAUCUUGGCUCAUUCUGGAAACACGAAUUGGAAUGGGGUGUGGAUAUUUGGAGGAGUCAGUGCCCUUGUCGCUGGAUUCAUGUAUGCUGGAGUGCGAGUGGCAUUGUAUGGAUUCAGAGUCGGGGUGAAGGCUUAA
Penicillium longicatenatum is the source of this 1350-nucleotide messenger RNA. RefSeq lists its product as uncharacterized. Gene Ontology annotation, biological process: transmembrane transport. The record is from RefSeq and is a predicted model, not a curated record. Gene Ontology annotation, molecular function: transmembrane transporter activity. NCBI's taxonomy places the organism in Eukaryota, Fungi, Ascomycota, Eurotiomycetes, Eurotiales, Aspergillaceae. Gene Ontology annotation, cellular component: fungal-type vacuole membrane. The transcript has a single exon. The coding region runs from base 1 to 1350 and encodes 449 amino acids.